AUGUGGCUUUUCCGAGUCAUAGGGGAAAGGUUUGGCCGCAGUUCGCCGCAGGGCGGAGGUAGCACGGCGGGCACCGGAUGGAGUGCAACGACGGCAGCGCCCGACCACGGCAGUGCCGGCUCUCGGCACUCGCCAGAAAUUGCAUUGGCGCAGCGGCGCAGCGCGCGGCCGCGGGUGCUGCCCGCCAUGGAGCCCAAGAGCAGGUCGGCGGUGUCUGGGGAGGAGGACGGGCGCGAGACGUGGGGCAAGAAGGUCGACUUCCUGCUCUCCGUCAUCGGGUUCGCCGUCGACCUCGCCAACGUCUGGCGCUUCCCCUACCUCUGCUACAAGAACGGCGGCGGUGCUUUCCUGGUGCCGUACUGUGUGAUGUUGUUCGUGGGCGGCAUCCCGCUGUUCUACAUGGAGCUGGCACUGGGGCAGUUCCACCGCAAGGGCGCCAUCACCUGCUGGGGGCGCAUCGUGCCGCUGCUCAAAGGUAUAGGAUACGCAGUGGUGCUGAUCGCCUUCUACGUGGACUUCUACUACAACGUCAUCAUAGCUUGGGCCCUACGCUACUUCUUCGCCUCCUUCACCAGCCUGCUGCCUUGGACCACUUGUGACAAUGCCUGGAACACUCCCUACUGCCGACCACUGGACCUGAACGCGCUGCCCGAGCACAACUCCAGCCACGCCCUGCCUUUCCGAGAGGACGCCGCAGACUCCAGCAACGGCAGCGCGGCCGUCACCGGCAUUAGGUACACCUCCGCCGCAUCUGAGUACUUCAAUCGCGCCAUUCUAGAACUGCACGAGAGCGGAGGACUGCAUGACCUGGGACAGAUCAAGUGGGACAUCGCGCUCUGCCUGCUCGCUGUGUACUUCAUCUGCUACCUGAGUCUCUGGAAGGGCAUCUCCACGUCAGGCAAGGUGGUGUGGUUCACAGCGCUGUUCCCGUACGCCGUGCUGCUGAUCCUGCUAGUGCGAGGUGUGACGCUGCCAGGGUCAGCCGAGGGCAUCCGCUACUACCUCAGCCCCAACUUCGCAGCUAUCAGAAGCGCCGAGGUGUGGGUUGACGCCGCUACACAAGUGUUUUUCUCUCUCGGUCCUGGUUUUGGUGUCCUUCUCGCUUAUGCAUCAUACAACAAGUACCACAACAAUGUGUACAAGGAUGCUCUGCUCACCAGUCUGAUCAACUCGUGCACAAGCUUCAUAGCAGGUUUUGUUAUCUUCUCAGUCCUAGGAUAUAUGGCUCACGCAUCAGGACGCCCCAUACAGGACGUAGCCACUGAAGGUCCUGGUCUUGUAUUCAUCGUGUACCCAGCUGCCAUCGCCACUAUGCCAGGAUCGAUCUUCUGGGCCCUGAUUUUUUUCAUGAUGUUGCUCACAUUGGGUCUCGAUAGUUCGUUUGGAGGCUCUGAAGCAAUAAUUACUGCACUGAGUGAUGAAUUUCCCCUGAUUGGGAACCACAGAGCAAUUUUUGUAGCCUGCUUGUUCACUUUAUAUUUUAUUGUUGGACUGGCUUCCUGUUCACAGGGAGGAUUUUACUUCUUCCAUCUACUUGAUCGUUAUGCUGCUGGUUAUUCGAUGUUGUUUGCUGUAUUAUUUGAAUCAAUUGCAGUCUCAUGGAUAUAUGGAACACAGAGGUUUUGUGAUGACAUUCGAGAUAUGAUUGGUUUCUCACCAGGACAUUAUUGGAGGAUAUGUUGGAGGUUUAUGGCUCCAGUUUUUCUAAUGUUCAUCAUUGUUUAUGGACUUAUAGACUAUGAACCUCUGACUUAUGAUGACUAUGUGUAUCCAACAUGGGCAAAUGUAUUAGGUUGGUUCAUUGCUGGCUCUAGCAUUUCCAUGAUUCCUGGAAUGGCUGUCUACAAAAUUAUUACUACACCAGGUACCAUUCUCCAGAGACUGAAAUUCCUGACAACUCCAUGGCGAGAUCAGCAGAGGAUGGCAGUCAAUGGCAUACAGAGUGAUCCUACACAAGUAAGGCUCACAUCAAGCCCUGUUGCUGAAAAUGUCUAAUGUCAUAAGCAAACAACACAAAACUGACCAAUAUCUUUGGAAGUUAUAUGAAAAAUACUGUAUUUCACUUUCACUGCAUUCAUGUAAAUGUUACAACCCUCAACUAAAACUCAUUUAACAUGCUCUAAUGCACUUUUACAUCUAAAAUCUGUGAUCUGUCAUAGCUUUGAAUACUUCUGUUACUGGCUUCCAGUCGUUUGCAUAACAUUUUAUUUGAGUCAGAACUUUGAGGAAAUUUAGUAUGUUGAAAUCAGCAUUCAUUCAAAUCAAAUAUGCUAUCAAUCAGAUUAUCUCAUAUCUCAUAUUCAACAAUAUAGCAAGGUUGUUAGCAGUGUAUUAAAGACACUUACAAAAGAGUACUUUUGUCUUUUAUCUAGUUCUUACAAGUAUAAUAAACCCAUAAAUGGUUGUGAUGUCCAGUAGUUUAUCUCCCAUACAUAAUGCUGUAAACAUUUUGUGGUGUAAAGUUUAUAGCAAAAUAAGUAUUAUAUAAUUGCCAGAUUUACACUAUCUUGCCAGUUAGUAAAAAUGUAGCCAGUAACUAUUGAUAGUUAUAGAGACUCAAUAAAGAUCUGAGAACCAAAGAUAGUCAAACAGUGAGUACUUUGUAGAAAAACAAUUUAUCUGCUGUAAUUAAAUAUAUUGGUGUGGAAAGAUCUUUAAAUAUGAGUGUAACAAAGGAAAAUAUUAUGUGUGUACUAACCAGUAUAAAAAUAAAUGUGAUGUACAAACUUUAGGUCUUGCCAAACAGUUAGGUAACUUUAAAACAGUAGCAUAAUAGAGAUUGGAAGAUGAUAUUUUAGUGCACAAUAUACCAUUGCUGUUAGUAGGUAUAAUUUUAGAAACAAAAAUGACACCACAGUAUUAUAAUCAAGUUACUGUAAGUGUGCUGUUAUUGUAGUUGUACAGAAUGUAAAAGGCUAAUUUUUUAACAAAAUGUAAACAGUGUGUGUUUUCAUGUAAAAUAACAUAGAGUGACAAAAUAAAUGCUAAUUUUUUAUAACAAAAAAUGCCUGUGCAGUUCAAAAAUAGCCAGAACAGCCAUUGGAUAUUUUUGAAUGUGUUUACUUGCAACACUUGUUCUCAAAUUUGAUACAGUUUAUUAUGGUGCAAUGGAAGAAAUUAAUAUGUACAUAGUUUGUAUAAAUAUGUACAAGAAAAGGAAAUAUGUAAAGCAAACAUUAGAUGUUGUUGUGAAGUUGGUAGUUAAAUGCUGUAGAAUAGAUUAUCAACCAAAAGAGACUGUAAUACCAGCAGGAUUAACUUAUUUGAUAUCUCAAAUGCUUGUAAGGCAAGUAGUAGUUAUAUUUUUUGCAAUGAUGUGGCUAUACUAUUAGUUAAGAAGUUAUAAGUACAAUAUUUUUAUUUAGACUGAUGUUUUACAUGCAGUAUUUUACAAUGGAAUUGCUCGGAGAAACAGGUAUUUUGAGAAAUACCCAUCACACCAUACAACCAAUAGUAUAGAAACAAUAUAUGUAAUAGAUAAAGCUGUACAGGGAGCAAUAAAUUGUACAAAAAGAUGUUACAGUGUGUAAAAUUUGUUUAAUGAGCUUUUAACGUUCUAUUAGUUGGCAUUUUUCUGUGAAUAGUAUUCAAUAAAUUAUUGGAAGAUGUAACAUGUUUUGUAAAUAAAGAAAAAAUACAAAUUAAUGUUCCACAUAUUUUUUGUCACUCUGGUUCACUGCUGGAAGUACAGGGUGUAAUAAUUAUCUGCUGUCUAUGAUUUUUAAUCAUUUACACAGGCACAAUGUAAAACACUAAUGUACUACCAUUCCAUUCAUUGUUGAUGGAGAAUCAACAUUCAACUACCUAUGUUGAAAAAUAAAUGUC
Messenger RNA from Schistocerca piceifrons (Central American locust), 3825 nucleotides. RefSeq names its product sodium-dependent dopamine transporter (gene DAT). Bases 1 to 1995 code for a protein of 664 amino acids. Gene Ontology annotation, cellular component: neuron projection; presynaptic membrane; neuronal cell body membrane. Gene Ontology annotation, biological process: sodium ion transmembrane transport; dopamine uptake involved in synaptic transmission. The record is from RefSeq and is a predicted model, not a curated record. The transcript is spliced from 15 exons. NCBI's taxonomy places the organism in Eukaryota, Metazoa, Arthropoda, Insecta, Orthoptera, Acrididae. Gene Ontology annotation, molecular function: dopamine:sodium symporter activity.